CAAAGAGCUCUCGCGUCAUGGUGCGGUCAUUGCCGCUACGCAGCGGCUUCUUCAAGGCUCCAGAGCUAUCGGACAUCGAGCAGACUGAGCUGUUGGCCUGGGGCCGCUCGCUCGUUCCUGAUCUAGUGCGUCAGCCCGACGUGGAGUGGACAAUGAUUCAUGAACGGAAGGGCGUCCAGCUGUGCGAGGACCGGCAGAAGGGCGGACUCACGUACUCUAUCCGCGCAGUGGGGCCCGUGCGCGCGUCACUGGACGACGUCAUGGACAUCUUUCUAGCGCAGAACACGGUGGACUACCGCUCGUUGAUGCAGUUGCAGCUUCGCGAGUUCUUCGCGGACGCUGCCGUGCUCUUCCACAAGGAACAAAACGAGUCCGAGGCGCUGAGUAUCAAGUGGACAGCGGCCCGCACCAAGAAGAGCGUGGCCAGUAUUGGUGGACAGGUGGGCGUCGAUUUUUGCUUUUUCGAAUACGCGGGGGUCAUCUCGUCGGAACUAGUAGACGGUAACAGCAGUACACUUCAAGGCUCUUCGUCCUCUAGCAAGGGCACACCUGUGGGCGUGUGUCUCUAUGAGUCCAUCGACCAGGCCGAGUGUCCAUCGCUUUAUGACUCGCACAAACUCGAGCGCGCAAGUGUGUCCAAGUGCGGCUCAUCUCGCGUCCAACAUUGGGAAGAACGGGUGGUUGAAACCCCACUUUUUUUUACAAUCUUCCCCCAACCCCCAGAGGACCACGCAUUAAACGCCCGCUGGGACCCGCCUCUAUAUUGGCCCACUGGGGCGAGGGGCGUAGGUGGCAUCGAAGAGGCCAUCAGUCGACGUCGCAUCUCCAAGGAACUGACCAAACGCCGAGUGCCCACGUGGGUGAACGACAAGGACCGCGCGUGCUGCCACUUGUGUCUCAAGACGUUCACGAAUACGCGGCGUAAACAUCACUGUCGUGCAUGCGGAGAGAUCAUCUGUAGAGCGUGCUCACUUUACAAGAGUGUGGACUUGCAGUCGGUCGGAUUAACGAUGCUACGGGUGUGUAAAGCCUGUAUGGACGGCACGUCCACUACAGCAACCGAUCGCGAGAAGGAAGAGGCCAAUCUCAAAGCUGUAGCCGCUGUGGCGGCCGUAGCGAAUGGAGUCACAGCUGACAGCGUGCCGUUGCCUGAAGGCGUGGACAACUCGAUCCUACGAGACGCAGUGGAGGAAUACGCCUUGGCUCUACCUGGAGCUCAGGUGUCUACUGUCCCCGACCUCGUCGGGAUUGCCUGGCUACAACAGUUAGCAGCCAGAGACCAGGAGAGUAAGGCUAUGGUUAAUGCCUUGAUGGAACGACUACGUAUCGACUCUCAGCAGAAGGACAUGGGUGGGACGCCCGAGGAGCAGGUGGAUAUCUACGAUACACUAUGUGAUCUGGCAGCUCAGACGUUGGCUUGCAAGUACGCGGUUGUCAGUCUGGUAGACGAGAACCGCCAGUGGUUCAAGAGUGCUGUGAACGUUCAGGAGUCCGAGGUGCCGCGAGACUUCAGCUUCUGCGAGUACCCGGUACGAGACCAGCGACCGCUUGUGGUCAUGGAUACAUUACGGGACCCACGCUUCAGAACGAACCCGUUUGUGACGGGCCCGUUAGGUGUCCGCUUCUUGGCCGGCGCGCCAUUGUUCACAGUGGAUAAUGAGUGUGUUGGUGCUGUGUGUGUGCUGGACACGGCUCCCCGGGAGUCUCUGCAAGAGUCGCAGAUCGCUACGAUGCAGAACCUGGCGCACUUGGCCAUGGUUAUGGUGCAGGAGCGGAGAGAAGCACAGAGUAAAGUUGCCCGUGCCAUGGCAGCAUCGUCUCAAAUUGUGCCAGCACGUCAGAAUGGCGGACAACUUACGAACAACGCCGGUUCGUCUGAUCUCGUGCCGUUGAGCAGCUACUCCGAGACGUCCAUGGUCGUACAAGGUCGUGAGAGACCGAAGGAGGACCCGGUGCUGAAGGAACAAAUGAUCCAGCUAUUGCACAAGGCGUCACAGGUGCGCGACCAAGUGAAUCAACAGACACACAAGCAACAGGCAGGUCUUCAGAGCUCUGCUGAGUAGAUCGUUAUCAUCGGGAAUGUCCAUCAUCACAUUACGCGCUCCGUUUUCGUCUCUUGUGAGGACUGGGACGAAAGCAAUCCACUGUGGAUUGGAUUCCACACGAGUUAGCACAAUCCAAGAAAAGAUAAAGAGAUCGACCGACUUGCCGACAGAAGCACUCAAGAAGGGGGAGAUUUAGAAGGAUGUCUGUAGCCGAAAUGGGUGAACUGCAAGGUCGUAGGUAGGACCACCCCGCGUGUAGUAGACGCCAGUGUAUGGAGUAUCCCCGCUUUUAAAAGUAAAAAAACGGAGCGUUAGAGUGUAUACCAAGUACUACUAC
Phytophthora infestans T30-4 is the source of this 2382-nucleotide messenger RNA. RefSeq lists its product as uncharacterized. The transcript has a single exon. NCBI's taxonomy places the organism in Eukaryota, Oomycota, Peronosporomycetes, Peronosporales, Peronosporaceae. Gene Ontology annotation, molecular function: protein binding; metal ion binding. Bases 18 to 2063 code for a protein of 681 amino acids. The record is from RefSeq and is a predicted model, not a curated record.